GUCCAGGGUGGCUUACAGUUGCUGCUCUCCUGCAGGCAUUAAGGCAUGAGUGCUAUGACAGUUACCUCUACAAAUGCUUUAAUGGAACAGUUAUAUCUAAAAUAUCAACAAAAACCAUGGACUGAAACUCUGAAACUUGUCCAUUUUUGCAUGGAUAAGCCACUUCGAUGUCCUGUUAGUAAUGAUCCAGAUAGUCCACUGCUCUUGUGCAUGGAGAAGAUACAGAGGAUGUUAAAUGCUAAAUCUUUGUUUUCUGUCAUGAACAGAUUGGAAUCUUUAUCCAGACAAAAAGGGCUUAACUCUCAUGUUAGCCCCAGUGGGACUACUUGCUACAUAACAUCAGACAUGUUUUAUAUUGAAGUGCAACUGGAGAAGGAUGGAAAUGUGAUAGAUGCAAAGUUGGCUCACCUUGGAGAGGCUCCCGUGAUUUGUGAUGACUUGGUGGAGCAUCUAAGGAUGAAGAACUAUGAUGCCGUUGAAAAGAUUCUAGAAAACCUGUCAAAUCUGUAUCAAAUUCGAGGAAACAGUGAAAUGAAGGCUAAGGGAUACCUUGCAUUGCAGUCCCUUGAAAAGGAUCUUUAUUCAAUGUCUCUUCUAGACAGAACACAGGAUGUAAACAGAGUUACUGAAGUACUUCAUGGAAAAGUAGGACACCUGGUGCCAAGAACUGGAGGAACUCCUAUGAACAUUGAAUUUUACAUUUCUCCAUAUCAAAUUCUGGAAGCAGAGCUCAAUCCUGGUUCCCAGGUAUGUGGAGCAAAAAUAGAUGUAACUGUUGAAGGCACAGAUAUGCUCCACAAACUUCCUCUUUCUCCACUACUAGAUUCUCAACCUGGAGAAGACAGCAACCCUGCUUUUUUGCCACUGACUGAUGAACUCAGCAUGGAUUUGUCUGCUUAUUUUCUGUUGAAGUUUCACCAGCCUAUUCCUAUGUCCUCAUCCAGCAUUGAAGAGAUACAGAGACUCACAGGCAUGUUACAAUUAUUUUUAAGACUAAGUGCUUCUGUGACUGCUCACUGCUUACUUACUACAUUAGCGUAUGGAAAUAAAGAGUAAGAACUGGAUGAUGACUUAGGAAGUCUUCUAUCAACCCACGUGUAACAUUUUAGCAGCUGAGGCAAACUUGUUAGCACUUUCUAAAA
Messenger RNA from Cygnus olor (mute swan), 1142 nucleotides. RefSeq names its product mediator of RNA polymerase II transcription subunit 1-like. NCBI's taxonomy places the organism in Eukaryota, Metazoa, Chordata, Aves, Anseriformes, Anatidae. Bases 46 to 1056 code for a protein of 336 amino acids. Gene Ontology annotation, cellular component: mediator complex. Gene Ontology annotation, molecular function: transcription coregulator activity; nuclear vitamin D receptor binding; nuclear thyroid hormone receptor binding. Gene Ontology annotation, biological process: cellular response to thyroid hormone stimulus; regulation of transcription by RNA polymerase II. The transcript has 12 exons. The record is from RefSeq and is a predicted model, not a curated record.